AUGGCGGUGGGAUCCAAAGAUGAGGGGCCAAUGAACCCCGUUUUCCUGUUCGCGCAUGGAUCAACAAUGAUGCUCGGCGAGGAGAGCAACUCGGCCACGUACUGGAAGAAGUGCGGCGAUGAAGCCCUCGCCCAGGGUAUCGAACACAUUGUCAUGAUGGGAGCCCACUGGGCCACAAACGCCCCCGGUGAGGUCCUCAUCUCAGCCCACCCAACGCCCGCAAAGUCACCAGUCGCCUACGUUAACCCUGAGAAAUACCACCCCUACAAACUGAACCCAGACCUCGACUACAUCCCCACGAUCCAGCAGCACCUCGCCGCCGCCGGAAUCCCCGCCAAGACAGACCCGACCUUUGACUGGAUCCACGACACCUACCUCGUCCUCAUCCGCAUGUUCCCCGCCGGCUGCCCGCCGACGACGCUCAUCUCCAUGAACGACUUCUAUGACCCGCACUUCCACGUCGCAGUCGGCGCCGCCCUGCGGCCCCUGAGAGCCGCCAAGCACAAGACGCUCUUCAUCGGCUCUGGCGGCUCCGUCCACAACCUCUACCGGAACAACUGGGCGCCCAUGCUCAAGUUCCGCGACAACUUUGCCCAGCCUACGCCCCCGGAGCCCUGGGCGCUGGACUUCCGCCAGGAGGUCAUUGACGCCUUUUGUCCCGCGUACGAGGAGGACGUCCCCACCGACCAGGCCGUCUACGGCAAGGCCAUCCGCGGCAAGAAGCCGUGCGGCGGGCCGCUCUUGAGGCGCAAGGUAACGAGUUUGAUGAAGCAUCCCAUGUACCGCGAGGCGCAUGCUACGGAUGAUCAUUUCAUGGCCACCAUGUUCAUCGGAGGCUUGUGCGGAGACCGGAGAGACGUGGCGAUGAAGGCUGAGAUGGGGGCCGAGGAUUGGGAGCUUACAAAUAUGUGCAACUCACAGUUCAUUAUUGGUAGCUGGCCGGAGGCCAAAUGA
Molecule: messenger RNA, 954 nt
Organism: Colletotrichum abscissum
Lineage: Eukaryota; Fungi; Ascomycota; Sordariomycetes; Glomerellales; Glomerellaceae
Exons: 2
Coding region: 1-954 (317 amino acids)
Molecular function (GO): oxidoreductase activity, acting on single donors with incorporation of molecular oxygen; ferrous iron binding; zinc ion binding
Source: RefSeq, a predicted model, not a curated record